UUUGGAUAAUAUUUAUUGAAAUAAAGAAGUCAAAUACAUUAGGAUGAGCUUUAAGUCAGAACUGAAGGAAUUUGGAGAACAGUUCAUCACCCCAGUGAUGACCGUCCUCGCAGACAUUGCUGUAGCCGAAAUGACAGGAGACAAAAUAAACCUGGAAUCGCUAGGUGAAAAAUUCAUGAAAUAAACUUCUGUGGAACCUUGGCUUUUGGUUAUUAAAGAAGCGUGAAAAAUUCAUGAAAGCUCUGACUUUGUAUGAAGAGACCAAAGAGGGUGACUCUCCUCCUGAAUUCGGUUUAGAGGAUGUUCUAAAAUGUCCUAUAUCAGGAAAACCUAUCAUAAACCCUGUAUUGUCUCCUUCAAAGGUACUUUAUGAUGAGCAGUCAGUGAAGUUGUAUCUUUCAACCCAUGGAGAAAUACAUGAGAAUGGUACAGCCAAUCCUCUCAAAAUUAGUGACUUCAAAUUAUUGAAAAUGGAGCUUUUAAGCAAAAUGUCUUUAUCAGUCUCACAGCUAUGAAGGCCAACAGAAAAGAUCCAUGGGUGAUUAAUCGACGAAGACUAUUUCUCCCCUAGAAUGACUAGAUGCUCAGAAGAAGAGCAGCAAUUUGUAGAGCAGAAGUUCGGCCAAAUCCCUAUGUGAGAAUCAUACCUGGAAUGUGAAGGAGAGUCUGAUGACAAUGUUUAAAUUUAUCAACCUGAU
Moneuplotes crassus is the source of this 698-nucleotide messenger RNA. NCBI's taxonomy places the organism in Eukaryota, Ciliophora, Spirotrichea, Euplotida, Euplotidae. The record is from the annotation of a GenBank genome assembly.